Messenger RNA from Phragmites australis (common reed), 1374 nucleotides. RefSeq lists its product as uncharacterized. The record is from RefSeq and is a predicted model, not a curated record. The coding region runs from base 148 to 1005 and encodes 285 amino acids. The transcript has 4 exons. NCBI's taxonomy places the organism in Eukaryota, Viridiplantae, Streptophyta, Magnoliopsida, Poales, Poaceae. Gene Ontology annotation, molecular function: oxidoreductase activity, acting on the CH-OH group of donors, NAD or NADP as acceptor.
AAUUCUAAAGACCUAAACUACCAACCGAUCGAGCUGAAUUGUCGCAAGUCGUUAUGAUCCCCAGACGAGCCAUGCUAAUCAAGAAAUUGAGGGUGAUUGGUUUUGGCUCUGAAAAAAUGCUUGGUCGUUUUGAUUCUGCAACCCCAGAUGACACGGCGAAGGACUCCCACCUCAAGGAGUUGCAGGUCCUCGGUCCCCUCGAGGUCCUCCGCGCCGACUUGGACGAAGAAGGUAGCUUUGACGAAGCCGACGCUGGCUCGUCGCCGCUCCGGUGAACCUCAUGUCAGAGAAUCCCGAGCAGCAACUGAUCGAGCCAGCUGUCCGAGGAACCCUCAACGUGAUGAAGGCGUGCGCGAAAGCGAGGACGGUGAAGCGCGUGAUCCUGACCUCGUCGGCGGCCUCAGUCUCCAGAAGGCAGCCGCAAGGCGACGGCCAUGUACUGGACGAGGACUCCUAGUCCGUCGUCGAGUACCUCAUAGCCAACAAGACACCGAUCUGGUAGGGGUCCUGGAGAAGGAAGCGUGCAGGUUCGCGCAGGAGAACGGCAUCAGCCUCGUCACCGUCUGCCCCGUUGUCACCGGGGGUGCGGCGCCGGCCCCGAACGCUUGCACCAGCGUACCGAAGUGCCUCUCCCUUCUAUCUGGUGAGAUCCAAAGCAGCAAAGAACUUGUCAGUUUCCCGCGCGUGUCGCACACGACUCCUCAGUUUUGCGUGGUUUCAGGCGACGAGGCGGAAUUCGGCGUGCUGAGAGGCAUGGAGAUGGCGUCCGGCACGGUGUCGUUGGUUCAUGUCGACGACGUCUGCCGAGCUGAGCUGUUCGUCGCCGAGGACGAGGCAGACUCAGGGGGGAGCUCCGGCGAGCUGCUUGAGAAGCCGAGAGUGUGGCUGUCGUCCGCAAAGCUGAUCGGGGAAGGGUUCGAGUUCAAGUACAAGACCCUGGACGAGAUAAUUUCUUUCCGUAAUUCUCGGAUUGUUGGCGCAAGCGCUCAACAAGUAGUUCACUAGUCAAACUGCCCGCACUAUUGUGCAACUAGAUUUGGAUAUACAAUUUUAUUUGUCGUAAAAAUCCAUUGGCUAUAAUAGAAAAGGCUGUAAACUAGGGGUGCUUGGUAAUUUUCUAAAUGGAGCAGCCUUUUGGUGGAGUAAUUUCGAAAAUGAAAACUAGUGUGUGUUCUUUUAAAAAAUGGGUAUUUUUUGGUGAUACUGGCCUAUUUUUCUAAAAAAAUAAAAGAAAGGCAUCCCUCGUUACCAUAAAGAACGAGGGGUAGGAACAAUAUCCUGUGAAUCUGUGAUACCACAAAUUAACGUGGGCACUUUGAUUUGUGAGAGAGUGGAGUGGUUGUGUAACCGAGCAAAAUUGUUAUAGUUUGUGGA